Molecule: messenger RNA, 9069 nt
Organism: Oryzias latipes (Japanese medaka)
Lineage: Eukaryota; Metazoa; Chordata; Actinopteri; Beloniformes; Adrianichthyidae
Gene: chd2
Product: chromodomain helicase DNA binding protein 2
Biological process (GO): nucleosome organization
Cellular component (GO): nucleus; chromatin
Molecular function (GO): histone binding; ATP binding; chromatin binding
Source: RefSeq, a predicted model, not a curated record
UCCUGAAUGUGCGCCGUGCAAACAUAGACCAACAUGUCGGGUUUUGCCAUUUUGAAAACGGGGCCAUAGAGGAAAUGGAGCUUGUGUUACGUUGAGAGGGAGGCGGGCAGAGCCGCAAAGCAUUACCCCAGACAGAGGCGGGGAGUGAACACAAGCACAAGAGGAGCAACCCAGGGAGAGCGAAGAGACAGGCGGCCGCCGCGAUGAGGCUGAAAAACCCGCUAAAACGAACGAAAUUGGCUGAAAACAUGAUGCGCUCCAUUGCCGACGACGGGGGAUAGAUACGUCGAAAAGAAUGGACAUCCUUCCAGAAUAAGUCGGGUCUACGAAGAACAGCGUAUUUCACCAAAUCGAAAUGGGCUGAUGUUAAGCCACGAAAAACUGAAGAACUAUGACGUUUGCGCUGACAUAAAUUGAUUUGAAAACAUGAGACCAAGGAUUGGACUUUCAAAUUGGAAAGAAAAAGAAGACACCUCUAACCCAUUCAACUGGAUAUUACGGAAGUGGACACAGCAUUGUUUAAAUGGAAGAUGGUCACCAAUUUGGCGAUUGGCCAAAUUUUAACAAGAUGGAACUUUACUUUUCGGGCUUGGACAUAAAUGUUUAAAAUUGUUUUUAUUUUAUUUAUUUUUUGGAUCCUUUUUCUUGACCACCACAUGGACUUUGGGAUCAUGCUUACUGUUGGAUGUGCUGACAUUUUAAUUUCUGUUUUUGGGAAACUCAAAAUCAGUGUUUGUACAUUUGAAAUCCAGAUGUUAUCUUAAAUAAAGUGUAUGUUCUUCAUUGUUUUUUCCCCCGCUGGCUUUGUUUCAAAGAGAUCGGUUUGCAAAUCAAGCCAAUUGUUUUCGCAUGAAUGUUGGUUCUGUAUCGAAUGAUGAUCAAAAUGUAUCAGAGGUCGAUUAUUCAGUUGAUUGCGUUUUUAUUGUUUUCAGAAGAAAACAAAGAAUAAAUUAUGAAAUGGUAAAUAAUUUGAAUUUUUCUAUUGAAAUUUUUAACUUCAGAUUUCACUAGCUUUAAAUAAAUCUGUGAUGGUGUCAAAGAAACAAGGAACACAAUAAUCCAUGAGGUUAUGGUUUCCAUCUGAAAUGGUUACCAGUACCUAGCUUGGAAGGCUUUCUAAGAUGGCCACUAUUUUGUCCGUCUUCCUGUCUGAAAAGGAAGUGAUGCAAUUGGUUGCAAAAUUUAUUCUUUUACUCUAUCUUUUUUUAUUAAGUGAGAGAAAGCUCUUGUUUUGGUCAUUUACCUUAAGGCAUAAAAUAAAUGUAAGUUUCUAUAAAAGUAUUUUUUUAAACCUUAUAAAAGGGGAGGGACUUGGACAUCACCUGAGAGUGGGGUAAAUGAAAAUAACGUCAAUCAAAAGCAAAGCUUUCAGAGCAGGGAAGGAGCUCUAGAUGGCGGUUGAGCCUUGGGAAAGGUGCCAGUUUUUCGGACCGUUUUUUGCUCGAUAGCGUUUGAUACUCGAUUGAUUUAGUAAGCGGAUGUUAUUCGAUGACAUUUUCUACGGAUUUCUAUGCGUUUUAGGUGGUUUUUGUGCUGUUUUCCGUGAGCUGAAAGAGCCGUCUGCUGGCGGAGUGCUUGUCGUUGUUUUCCAUUCUGGGCUCUGGCAGCCAUGGCGCGCCUCCAUUUUUAGUGAUCUCUGCUCGCCUCUGUCGGUGCAGACAGUGUUAGCCGAUGCAGACUGUAAAGGCCUACAUGCUUUUUUUGGGAAACAAAAUAAUUAUUUUUUUUUUUUUUACAAAUGACUAACCUCUUACUUACACGGCGUAUUUGUAUUUUUGUCACGUAUGUUUAGAUUUCCACGAAGAAAACGGGAAUCUAAUCGUUUGUUUUUCACGCGAGCGAUUUUCUUUGUAUACAAUUGUAAUAUUUACAUUACGGCAUUUAUCAUUAUGUUUUUUCUGUCCGUAAAUAUAGUUUUUCGAAAGCUUCUUGUGAUGACGCAGUUAAAAUUUACGACAAGCGGCUUGAUCCAUGGACUAUUUUGAAAGUGACCGAACAUUGAACAGACCACCAGAGCCACAGCACCUGUUUUUGUUCUAGGCUUUAUUCAAGUGAGCGAUUAGUAGUUUUAGGUAAAUAAGUCGAUUUGAGGCCAUUUUCUUAAGUCCGGUCGCAAACGCCUGUUUUUUUUUUAACCUGCUAAAGCACCCGAGCUAAAGCAGUCCAAUGGGACUUGUAUGAUAGUUGAAGCUUCCUCUUAACUUUUUGACAGCAAAUACCAGGACACAAAACGCCACCACUGUAUCAGCUUUUUGAGACGGCAACGAUGAUGAAGAGUAAAAAUAAAAAGCAAGCGGAUGAAGGAUCGACUCAAAGCAAUGCAUCAAGUAACUCUGCCUCGGAGGAAUCCAACCGCUCUGCGUCGGAGUCAGGAAGUCAGUCAGAAAGCGAACAUGGCAGUGAGAGGAGGUCACACAACUCUGAGUCAAACAGCACCUCUGAGUCGGAAAGUCACUCCGAGUCGGAGAGCGAGUCUGCAGAGUCCAAGUCGCAGCAAACCGCAGAAGUCAAAGACAAGCCAGUCAGGAAGAAAGAGCGUCUGGCUGAUGUGAAGAAGAUGUGGGAGGAGCAUCCAGACGUGUACGGUGUCAGGAGGUCAAACCGCAGCAGACAGGAGCCAGAGCGCCUCAACAUUGGAGCUGAGGGCAGCAGUGACUCUGAGAGCGAGAGCCCUAAAAGGAAAUCCUCACGCUCUAAGAAGAAGGAAAAUAUCUGGAAAGAUGAUGACUCAAAUGAUGAUGAAGAGGAGGAGGAUGUGGAGGCUUCCGACAGUACAGAAAGUGAGCAGGAAGAGAAAAAAGUUAGAUCCAGACGACUUCCUGCUAGAAGACCUCAGACCAAGUCUUUGUCCGGCAAAAAACAGCAGUUGCAAAAAGGAAGAAAGUCCCGGAAGCAGGAGUCAUCAGGCGAUGAAGACGAGGAUGAAGACGACGACGACGACGACGAGGAGGACGACGAUGAAGAAGACACCCCAAAAAGACAAACGAGAAGAAGGGGGGCUACAAAAGUGAAAAGCUAUAAAGAGGACCAGCACGACUUUGAAACGGACUCUGAUGACCUGAUCGAAAUGACAGGGGAGGCUGGUGAGGAGCAGCAGGACGACGACAGCGAGACCAUCGAGAAGAUUCUCGACACCCGAAUCGGCAAGAAAGGAGCCAUCGGAGCUGCUACUACCGUGUAUGCAGUGGAGGAGAACGGAGACCCAGCAGAAGGGUUCGAUCCCGAAAAAGAAGAAGGCGAGACGCAGUAUCUGAUCAAGUGGAAGGGCUGGUCCUACAUCCACAGCACGUGGGAGAGCAUGGACUCCCUAACGCAGCAGAAGGUGAAGGGUCUGAAGAAAAUGGACAAUUUCAAGAAGAAAAGCGAAGAGAUGAAUGCAUGGUUGAGGAGGGCGUGCCCCGAGGAUAUAGAGUUUCAUAACUGCCAGCAGGAGCUCAUGGCUGAUUUGAACAAGCAGUUUCAGAUUGUGGAGCGAGUCAUUGCAACAAAAACCGGAAAGACGGCAGGAACCUCCGACUUCCCCUCUCACAGUCAUAAGACGUCAUCCGACGAACCCGAGUACUUGUGUAAGUGGAUGGGUUUGCCGUACUCGGAGUGCAGCUGGGAAGACGGCGCCCUGGUCAUGAAGAAGUUCCAGCGCUGCAUCGACAGCUUCACUAGCCGAAACUCCAGCAAGACCGUCCCGUCCAAAGACUGCAAGGUUUUAAAGCAAAGGCCCAGGUUUGUUGCUCUGAAGAAACAGCCGACGUACAUCGGGGAUGAGAAUCUGGAACUGAGAGAUUACCAGCUGGAUGGCUUGAACUGGCUGGCUCACUCCUGGUGCAGGUGUAACAGCGUCAUCCUCGCUGAUGAGAUGGGACUGGGGAAAACCAUCCAGACAAUCUCUUUUCUGUCCUACCUGUUCCACCAGCAUCAGCUCUACGGGCCCUUUUUGCUGGUGGUCCCUCUGUCCACGCUCACCUCGUGGCAGAGGGAGUUCGAGACCUGGGCCCCGGACAUGAACGUGGUGGUUUACAUCGGCGACGUUAUGAGCAGGAAAACCAUCCGUGACUACGAGUGGGUGAACCAUCAAACCAAAAGGAUCCGCUUCAAUGCACUUAUAACCACGUAUGAGAUCUUACUCAAAGAUAAGGGCGUCCUUGGGAACAUCAACUGGGCGUUUCUGGGCGUGGAUGAGGCUCACAGGCUGAAGAACGAUGACUCCCUCCUCUACAAAACAUUAAUGGAGUUCAGAUCCAAUCACAGACUCCUCAUCACCGGCACUCCUCUGCAGAACUCCCUCAAGGAGCUCUGGUCUCUGCUGCACUUCCUCAUGCCUGACAAGUUUGAUUCCUGGGAAGAUUUUGAGGACGAGCAUGGAAAAGGGCGGGACAACGGGUACCAGAGUCUCCACAAAGUCCUGGAGCCGUUCCUGCUGCGGCGGGUCAAGAAGGACGUGGAGAAGUCUCUCCCCGCCAAAGUAGAGCAGAUCCUUCGAGUGGACAUGACCGCACAGCAGAAACAAUUUUACAAGUGGAUUUUAACAAGAAAUUAUAAAGCACUUUCCAAAGGGACGCGUGGCAGCUCCUCAGGCUUCCUGAAUAUCGUCAUGGAGCUUAAAAAGUGCUGCAAUCACUGCUUUCUUAUUAAACAGCCUGAGGACGGAGACGGUGAGGUGCAGCAGGAUGUUCUCCAAGGGGUAGUGAGAGGCAGCGGGAAGCUUGUCCUGUUAGACAAGCUGCUCACGAGGCUCAGAGAGAGAGGAAACAGAGUCCUGAUCUUCUCCCAGAUGGUCAGGAUGUUGGACAUUCUGGCAAAGUAUCUCACCAAGAAGCGAUUCCCAUUUCAGCGGCUGGACGGUUCCAUAAAGGGGGAAAUCCGAAAGCAAGCGUUGGAUCACUUCAACGCCGAAGGCUCUGAGGACUUCUGCUUCCUGUUGUCCACCAGAGCUGGAGGCUUGGGCAUCAAUCUGGCCUCUGCAGACACCGUGGUCAUCUUCGACUCCGACUGGAACCCUCAAAACGACCUUCAGGCACAAGCAAGAGCCCACAGGAUCGGGCAGAAGAAGCAGGUGAACAUAUAUCGACUCGUCACUAAAGGAACGGUGGAGGAGGACAUCAUCGAAAGGGCCAAGAAGAAGAUGGUGCUGGACCAUCUGGUCAUUCAAAGAAUGGACACCACGGGUCGAACUGUUCUGGACAGCAACUCAGGAAACACUAAUUCCAACCCUUUCAAUAAAGAAGAGCUGACGGCGAUUCUGAAGUUUGGUGCGGAGGAUCUUUUCAAAGAGGCAGAAGGAGAAGAGUCUGAACCUCAGGAGAUGGACAUCGAUGAGAUCCUGAGGCUGGCAGAGACGAGAGAAAGCGAUCAAGGCUCCAGUGCCACUGAUGAACUGUUAUCCCAGUUUAAAGUUGCCAACUUCUCCAGUAUGGAAGAAACCACUCAUGAGUUUGAGGAGAGGCCUGUACGGGAGUGGGAUGACAUCAUUCCAGAGGAGCAGAGGCGCAAAGCUGAGGAGGAGGAGAAGCAGCGGGAGAUGGAGGACAUCUUCAUGCUGCCCAGGAGCAGGAGCUCUAACAAACGGGCGCAGGCCAACGACAGCGACAGCGACGUGGGCUCCAAACUGAAGAACCGCUCCUCUGGCUCCGACAGCGAGACCGACGACAGCGACGACGACAAGAAGCCCAAGAAGAGAGGACGGCCGAGGGCUCGCAAGAACAACGUGGAGGGUUUCACUGACGCAGAGAUCCGCAGGUUCAUCAAGGCCUAUAAGAAGUUCGGAUCUCCUCUUGAGCGGUUGGAGGCCAUCGCCAGAGACUCUGAGCUGGUGGACAAAUCCAUCGCAGAUCUGAAGAGGCUCGGAGAGCUGAUUCACUCCAGCUGUGUGUCUGCGGUGCAGGAGCACGAAGAACACCUUAAAGAGAACCCAGUUGAAGCCAAAGGCCCGGGGAAACGGCGGGGAAUCAACAUCAAGAUUUCAGGAGUGCAGGUCAACGCCAAGUCCAUCAUCCAGCACGAGGAAGAGUUUGAGCCUCUGCACAAAGCAGUCCCCUCCAACCCCAACGACAGGGACAAGUUUAAGCUGACGUGCAGGGCCAAAGUAGCCCACUUUGAUGUGGACUGGGACCUGCAGGACGACACGCAGCUCCUGCUGGGCAUCUACGAGCACGGCUUUGGGAACUGGGAAUUAAUCAAAACCGAUCCUGACCUGAAACUUACAGAAAAGAUCCUCCCAGACGACCCAAGCAAGAAGCCUCAGGCCAAGCAGCUGCAGGCCAGAGCGGAGUAUCUCCUCAAGCUGCUGAAAAGAGAACAGGACAGCGCCGACGUGGCGAAAGCCGGAGACGAGGUCAAAGUGAAGAAGAGGAGGCCUCGGGCGAAGAAGGAGAACAAGGUUCUGAAAGACGAGCAGGGCAACGACAUCUCCUCUCCCCGACUGUCCGAUAACCCGUCAGAGGAGGGCGAGCUGAAGGAUGAGGUCACGGAAAAGUCCAACGUGAAGAAGAGACAAAAGAAAAAGGACAACAAGGAGAACAAAGAAAAGCAGGGAACCCCGAAAAAGGAGAAGAACGGGGACAAAGAGAAGAAGGCCUCAAAGCCCAGAAAAGAGAAGGCUAAAGGAGCCAAAGGGAAAAAGACCCAAGGUCCUGUUCACAUCACAGCCGGGUCCGAGCCCGUUCCCAUCGAAGGGAAGGAGGACGACGAGCUCGACCAGGAGACCUUCAGUGUUUGUAAGGAACGCAUGAGGCCGGUGAAAAAGGCUCUGAAGCAGCUGGACAAACCAGAUGAGGGUCUGUCGGAUCAAGAGCAGCUCCAGCACACCCGUACAUGUCUGCUGAAGAUCGGCGACCGCAUCACGGAAUGCCUUAAAUCCUACAACGACCCAGAACAUGUCAAGUUGUGGCGCCGGAACCUCUGGAUUUUUGUGUCCAAGUUUACCGAGUUUGGUGCGAGGAAGCUCCACAAGCUUUACAAGAUGGCUCAGAAGAAAAGAUCGCACGAGGAAGAGAAGGAGCACAAAAAGAAGGAGGACCUCCCCGGAAGAAUGAAAUCCUUCAGACCAGAAGCCUCCGGCUCCAGUCGCGACUCCACAGGUACUCAGCCCUCAUCCAAGUCUGGCUCUCACCCGGGCCAGCCGGGACCCCACGGACACCACAGGGAGCCGUACAGCACCGGCAGCAAGCGCCACUUUGGAGGUGAUGAUCGGGGGGACUGGCAGAGGGACCGUAAAUACGGAUAUGCAGGAAACAGCAGCCAGCAGUGGCAGGGAGACCGCCACCAUCCCUACGACCCCCACAGGUACAAGGAUCACUAUGGCGAGCGGCGUCCGCACGGGGACCCCUACCGCAGCUCGGGCAGCUUCCGGAACAACGUCUCACCCCGGAAGAGACCCUACGAGCAGUACAGCAACGACCGGGACCACAGGGGUCACCGGCCGUACUACGACAGGCAUCCGGACCCCAAAAGACGGCGCCCCGACGAAUUCCGUUCCAACUACCACCAAGGAGCUGAAGGCUCCCUUCAGGACUUCAGGAGGAUGCCGGACCACAGACCCGCGGGUCCGUCAGGACCCGAACAUUACAGCAGGCCCUUCCAUCCCGACAAACCCCCUCCCCUUUUGGACCCUCGCUCCCCUCUCAACCAGAAGUCCCCGCAGGACUCCCGCUCGCCUUUGGAGCGGCCCGGCGAGCCCAACGCCGUAACAGACCCAAACCGGAUCAACCGGAAAACAUAGUCUGCUGGGACUCGCCGCUGAGAAGGGAACGCGGUCUCUUUACAAGCAUCACCAAACUCGUGACCUCUUUUCUCUCGCCACUUUGCCACUCUGUCUGUCUGUCAGGAUGGAAACGCACAAAAAGGUGCAUCAUAAUGUAAACAAACUGGCUGCUCAGUCGGUGGCGGUGCAUCUGGAGCGCUAGUCCCAUGGACUACUGUAAGGAGAAUUUAGGAUAUUUGAAUGAAGGACUUUCAAUCCUAAAAGUGCCUAAAGGUGUUGGCCUCUGGAGCCGUGAAGGUGAAGGGAUUCUUCCUUAAAGAACCAAGACAUCUUUUUUUUUUUUUUUAAGUAGCUUCAUCGCAAAUGAGGACAGAUUUGUUAUCAUUUGCACCUUAAGACCUUUCGAUCAUGGAGCUGAACUGACUGAUAAAGGUUUCUCCGUGCUGGAUGGGGGCGGGAUUCUUCCUCCUCUGGCUUUUUGGUUUUAAAACAAACUCCCGGCUCUCCUGCUCACGGUGGAGUCCCUCUGUAAUGGUGUUGAUCACUGCGAUCCUUUAGCUGCUGUCACUUUAACCACGAGAAGGCUGUCAGAGCAGCAUUUAUUACAGCCCCGCUACAACACUACAGAUUAAAGCUACUCUCUUCAGUAUUAGGAUUCCAAAUUCAUCUAUUUGAGGCUUUUCAAUUAUUCAAUCCGCCUUAAAUCUGUCAAUUCAGUUUAUUUAGGUUUGACUUUUUCCAUCAUCCACCCUUAAAGUAGCAGAUUUUAAAGGUCAUUAGAAAGGCUUUUGUCUAAUAGGUAUUUUUUUUCCCCGUGCCAAAUCUCCUGUCGCCAUGUUUUUGUUUGUUUGUUUGUUUGUUUUUGUGCCUUAAUGUUUUGUCACUGUGCUGAGGGCUGGAAGUGUUGGAGGAAAACUGGACACAUCAGUUCAAACCUGAAGAAGGGACCAUAAACGCUGGUAAUCCUUGAGGUUUCUGUGAUUUCUAGAAGAGCUGCUGAAAUUAUGGAAAUAUGAAGAAAGACGAUGUUUUCGAGAAGCUAAAAAAAAAAAAACUCCCAGUCUUUUGUCCUGGGCACUCCGCUGAGCUUUUACAGUGAAAAAACAACCUGCUCUUCUUUUUCUCCCACUUCAAGCAAACGCCGUCUGUACCGUUUGUUCUGCGAAUGGAAGAAUGAAAAUAAUUUAUAUUUGUGACCAAAACAGAACCACUCCGUGAGAUUAUGUGGUGUACAUAUGUUGAGGCAUAUGGAAUAAAUUUUGUUACACAAGAAAAGGAGCAUCGCCUGACUGAAAGGCGAGCAGCAGCAGCAGGUGACACUAAAUCCACUAUGGAAGAUUAAAAGCUUGCUAUGAGCUUUUUUGUAUUGAUUG